AUGUCUGAUAACAAAGAUAGUCCUGAAGAAGAAAACUUAAGACAAAGUAUGAAUUCCCAUCGAUUAAAUUCCGUAAAUGAGAAUGAUUCCAAUGUGGGCUUGCAAAAUAUCGAGUAUCAAAAUGAAUACUACGAUGAAGACCAGAAAUUGGAGGAAGUGAACAAAAAUAAACUCCCUCCUAUUGAACUAGGCCAAAAGAAUUCAGCAAAAAUGCUAAAAGGGUUUUAAAGUGGGGCCUACAAAUAACAUUCCUCCUGAACGGAAGCUUCCUGGUAUAUCAGAUGAAGACGAAAAAGAAGAGUUUAAAUCUAAACUUAUGGCUAAUGACGAUCCUCCUUCAAGUAGUGAAGAUCACCACAGUAUAUCUGAGGAAUAUAAUAGUGACACAAAGGGACAUUCUAACAAGUCUAAGGCUGUCUACUACGGCAAUUCUCUGCUAGAAAACCUUGAUAUGACUGCUGGAAAUUACAGAGAUAAGAUACAUGCCAAAGAAAGUCAGAUCCUUGAUGCUGAUGAUGAUGACCUUGUAGGUGUGGAAUCAGAUCUUGAUAAAUUAUCCCAAGAGCUUAAUGCAAGAGCACCUAUUGAAGAGAUACAGGAAGAAUCUAUCGAACAUAAAGAACAGUCAAGCAUCAACAAUACCUCGUUAUUUACUGACAAAGAUGAAAUAGAGAUGCUUGAAAAUAAGAAAUGCUACAAGCUGAGAAGGUUCUAUACAGUCAUCAAAGUUUCUAUAAGCGGAACAUGCUUCAAAAUUAUAAAUUCACCUAUAUUUGAAGGGGUAUCGCUUGUAAUUAUUGUACUAAACUCAAUAUUUAUGGCUAUGGAGGAUCCCACAAAUGAAUCCUCAAAUAGCGACUUUGAAGUGCUUGAUAAUGUCUUCCUUGCUCUCUAUACAAUAGAAAUGAUUCUGAAAAUUUUAGGGCAAGGCUUUAUUUUCCCUCCAAAAUCAUACUUGAGAGAAUCCUGGAAUAUCCUAGAUUUUAUCAUUGUUAUCAGUGGAUAUUUACCAAUGUUCCUCUCUAGUAAUUCAACAAACUUGAAUGUACUAAGAUCUUUCAGAGUGUUAAGACCAUUGAGGACAAUCUCAGGGAUUGAAGGUCUUAAGAUCCUUGUAUCUGCCUUACUUUCAGCUAUUCCAAUGCUCAGGGAUACAAUUCUUGUGCUACUCUUCUUCUUCCUGAUCUUCGCUAUUGCUGGUCUCCAACUUUGGUCUGGCGUUCUUAAGAAGAGAUGUAUUGAAAUUGAGACAGGCAAAGUUCAUCUUGAUAAUUUAUAAUCUGCGGAGCAAAGAAAUGCCCAAGUGGUUACUUUUGUGGAAAGACGAACACAAACCCUAACCUUGGUAUUACAAACUUCGACAAUAUUUUCUACUCUUUCCUUGUAAUCUUCCAAUGAGUAACACUUGAAGGGUGGUCAACAGUAAUGGUUAUGCUCCAAAAAUCCUUCAACAAUCUGGCAUUCCUGUUCUUCGUACCCCUAGUCUUCAUCGGUGCGUUCUUCCUACUCAACCUCACCUUAGCUGUCAUAAAAUCUAAGUUCACUGAAGAGCACAACUCCAGGAAGAAAGACAAGAACUUCAUGGGUGAAACACCUGAAGAGAAAGAACUUAAAGAAAAGAAAGAAAAGUCACGUAUAAACAGGAAGAUUAAGGGCUUCAUUAGAGCAAAGCUGUUCGAGAUCCUUGAAAAAGUCAGGAAGAAACUUGAACCUGAAGAUAACAGUAAUAUUCUGUUAAGAAGACCUAUGUCAGUGGCAGGAGCCUUGAGAAGAGAUAUUUUUGAAGAGGAUAAAGAGUUUAACAAGUCUAUUGUAAGCGAUGUCAAUUCACCUGAUGAAGAUGAGAAAGAGGAGGAUAAAGAGAUAUUUAUUAAGAACGAGCAAGCCAAUAUGGAUGAAGAGUCUAGCUUCCAUGCAUCAUCUAAAGAAUCAGAGGAAAGCGACCCCGAUAGAAGUAAGGAUAAUAAUCGAUCUUCAAGCGGUUCUGGAUUAAACUCUGGUGAUGAAGGACCAGACAGAAGAGAUAAGCAGAUAAAUGUGAUAAAAUCAAACAAAUUUAUAUCGAACAAUUCCACUUGCAACAAAAUGGGCUUUGAGAAAUCUAAGUAAAUGGAGAAGAAAUUUGGAUAUUAGCCGAGGAACUAUUGUUGAGGUUGAUGAAGAACAUCAAUCAGAGACCAACAAAUUUAUGGGAUCAUCUGAGCAUAAAUCUUCAUCAAGAAGAUUUCAUAAAGUAAUCAAUACUUUGAGGGGGAAUAGCCCUAAUUCAAGUGCAAAUGUUAUAGCAAAUAAAGAUUUUUCUCAAUCAAGUAAUCCUUAUUAUGAAAAUGUUGAUUCCCCUUUGAUCCAUGCUCCUCGAGAUGAUUUAAAGCUCCUCAAAAUAAAAGCUCAGAAGAACCGUAAGAAGAAAUCUAGCAAGAAUAUCACCAAGAGACUAUCUGAAAACUCAAGAGAUAGAAUAAAAUCUGAUAGAUCUCAGGGUGCGAAGAAGAGUGAAAAUGUUGUACAUCUAGAGAUCAAUGCAGAAGAUAAUACUCUUGAUGAGAAAGAUGAUAAUCAAAGUUAUCAAAAAGAGAAAGACAUUGAUACGCCUCUUGAAAAUACAAUGACACCCACAAAGCCUCAAGACCCUGAGAAUGAACAAGUUUCUUCCACCAGUGAUCUCAAGAGUAGUGAGCAUCUAGAUUAUCUUGAAGAUGUUGAUAGUCCAAUCUCUACAGAUUCCAAUAUUGAUAACUUCUUUGAUUUUGAAGAAGGUUUCGCCAAAACAAGAGACAAACUUCAUGAUGAGCCCAGCAUUGGUGAUAUCCAAUACCAAAAGAGUUAUCAGAAGAUUUGAGAGGAAGAAAAGAAACUUUAUGUGACUAACUCUCAAUCAACAAUUAGAUCAGAACAUAAAAAGAGAAAUAAUGCUAAGAAUGAAAACCGGAAGGAGUUCAGAAGCUCAAGAGCUCAUAAUUCAGUGAGAAACCAUACUCUCACGAGGAACUUAAACAAUACUCCCGAAGAGUUGAAAAGUGUCUAUAAUCAAAGAGAAAGGAUCAUGAACCCCAGUCCUAAGAAGAAUGUGUCUACAAGUAUUGGACACUUAAGCAUGUGUGAAGAGAAGUUUACUCCACAAAAAAGGUCAAGGUUCAGCGAGAGUAAGCAAAAAUGGCUCCAAAGCAGAAAGAUGUUGACAAACAAAGAGAUCAUUCACUUGAAAUAUGACAAUUCCGUCACUCGUUGUUAUGAAGAGGACAAAGAUUUUGUCAAAAAUAGGAUUAUAGAGCGUGAACAAGCCAAGAAGGAGACUCCUUGGAAGACCAUAGCUGAUAAUAUCAAGAACAGAAAGAAGUUAAAGACUCUUAAUGGGCAAUCUAAGAAGAAGCUAGCCUCUAAUAAGAUUAAGUUCAAAUACUCUUCACUAAAAGAUGUUGUCUCAGAAGAGAAAAAGGAACCUCCAAAGGCUAAGUUUAAAUGGAAGAUGAUCUGGAUGGAUGCUGAAACUAAAGAGUAUGAAAAAUAGGGUGAACUACAAACCUCAGCAAGACUUUAGUAUCCCUGUUGAAGAAGAAAAUCAUUCAGGUCAGACUCAAGGUGAAGAGACAAUCCAGGAUUACGACUUUAUGAGCCGCAAUAAAUGGCUACAGCAGAAAUAUGAUGAAAACUUUCAUUCACACAUCAUAUCAACUAAUUCCGUCUCCUUAGUUGCUGAGAGCAAGGAUAUGAAAGAAGUAGAUAGGAUGGAACUCGUUCCUGAUGAAAUCUAUAUCAGCAGUGAUGAAGACUCACUCUGAUGAAAUGAUGAAGUUAAAAUCCAAACACCACUUUCUGCUAAACCUCAAGUUACAAACGAAUCUAAAGAUGCUGAAAAGAUGGGGGUCAAAGAAGUGAAAAAAAUCAUGACUAAGGUUUUGAUUAAAAAAACAAAGCCUAAGAAUACGAUCCUUCUGAGUAGCCUAAAACGCUCAAGCUCUUUUAAGAAAAUACCAUCAAAUUUUAAGAUGGGAAAACAAAAUUCGAAAAGAAAGGGAUUUAUUGGAUCUAAAAAAUCAGGAAAGUUGCUCCAAGGAUCUUCUACUCCUGAAUCAAACCCUUUAAGAAGGAUGAGAAAGACUAGAAAGUUAUUUUCUUUCAAAUCGAAGCCAACGACCGGUCACUAUCUUGGAAAAAUAGGUAAAAUGAAUGAAGAGCAGAUCAAAGAAAUGGUUAAUAGAGCAAUCGAAAUAGAAGAAACUCCUUAUGAAGAAAGGAUACCUAUCAAAGAUGAAUACCUUGAUGUAGAAUUUGACCUUGAAGGAGCUAUUAAGAAGGUCAAGAAAGAAGAUAAAAAUAGGCAGAUAGUUGAUAUUGAAUGGAGUGGACAAGAUAUUAUGCCAUGACUAGAACCCAGUCAGGCCAAUCAUAUCAUCAAUAGUCUGAAUACAAUGUGCAUUCAUAGAAAUAGCGGCUUUAGAUGGCUAUUAAAAAUGAAAUUUUACUUAGAUUUAUUUGUCAGAUCAUCAUUUUUCGAGAAUUUCAUGACUCUCUGAGUUACACUCAAUACUCUGAUCUUGGCUAUUGAUCAUUACGGAAUAGAUCCAGAAGUUGAAAGAUCUUUCAACAACAUUAAUACAGUGUUCACAGUUGUUUUCUGUAUUGAAAUGGCUUUAAAGAUCCUUGGGCUUGGAAUUAGAAAUUAUCUUAGAGAAACCAUGAAUUAUCUUGAUGGAGCAGUAGUAAUCCUAAGUAUCGUCGAACUUGCCUUCCUUUCUAACAGUGGGGGCUCCUUGUCUGCCUUCAGGACAGUGAGAAUAUUCAGGACAUUUAGAGUUCUCCGUGUAGCAAGGCUUCUAAGAUCAAUGCAGUCAAUGCAAGUAAUUAUUGGAGUUAUCGGAAGGUCAAUGAGUAGUUUCAUCUACUUAGCAAUACUCCUUCUACUAUUUAUCUUUAUUUACAGUCUAAUGGGAAUGCAGCUUUAUGGAGGGCAGUUUAAUAAUUACGAGGGAGAAAAACCAAGAGCAAAUUUUGAUAGCUUUGCAGUAUCAUUCCUCACAGUUUUCCAGCUUCUUACAAUGGAAAAUUGGAACUCAAUUCUCUACUCGACAAUGGAUCAGUCAGGAUGGACUGCUGCUAUCUACCUAAUCUCAUGGAUAUUCAUAGGAAACUUUGUGCUCCUGAAUCUCUUCUUAGCCAUUCUCCUCGACAGCUUCGUCGAGGAAGAUGAAGAAGAAAAGAAAGAAAUGGAAGAAAAGAACAAAAUGAAUGGAAUUGUCGGCGAUGAAGAUCCAAAUCUUGAUGAAAGAGCAAAUCUUGAAGGCAAGAAAAACCAACAACUCAUAGACGCUCUUGAUUUCCAAAUCAAACUUGACUUAGGUCAAGGAGACGAUAAGAACGACGGCAAGAAAUUUGUUCGUAAAUAACACUAAAAAGAAGAACAAGGAGAAUAAUCUGUUGGAUGAAUCAAUAGAAAUAACUCCUGAAAUAUUAGCAAAGAAGGAAUCUGAGAUAAAGGCAUCUAAAGCUCCUUAUGAAGGGGUUGAAUGUGAGCGAUCUUUCUUCUUUAUCUCAAAGUCUAACCCUAUUCGGCUAUGGAUCUACACUCUUACCCAAUGGAAUGGGUUCGAGACAAUAAUAAUGGUACUGAUCCUGCUCUCUAGUGUAAAGUUGAUAGUCGACACAUAUAUCUUAAAUAGCCCAGACGACUCUAUUGAAGUGACAAUAUCAGGAUAUUUAGAUCUAUUUUUCAUAGUAGCUUUUGCACUUGAGUCACUUCUUCAUUCCAUCUCUGACGGUCUUGUUUUUGAGAAAGGGUCAUACCUCAGAGAAAGCUGGAACCAGCUUGACUUUUUCAUUGCAGUGACAAGUAUAAUCGAUCUGGUAUUUGAUGGUAUUAAUGUACCUGUAAUCAAGGUUCUAAGGCUUCUGAGGACAUUAAGGCCACUGAGAUUUAUUUCCCAUAACUCUCAAAUUAAAAUUGUAGUGGAAGCAAUGAUUCAAUCAGUUGGCCACAUCUUCAAUGUCCUCAUCGUCAUCUUGGUGGUAUUCCUAAUGUUUGCAAUCCUCGGAGUAAAUCUUUUUGGAGGUAAAUUCCAAUACUGUGAUGCCGACGCUUAUGAAAUACGAACACGUGAAGAUUGCCUCAAUAUUGGAGCAAAGUGGAAGACUUAUGAUUCCAACUUUGAUAAUACGAUAAAUGCCAUGUUGACUCUCUUUGUUGUAUCCUCCUUAGAAGGAUGGCCUGAUAUAAUGUACCAAGCAACGGAUGCUACUGUUAUUGAGAGAGGACCACAAAAAGAUGCAAGUGCUUACUAUUCACUUUAUUUCAUAUUCUUCAUUCUUGUUGGAAAUUUCUUUUUCCUAAAUUUCUUCGUUGGUGUAAUUUCCCUCAAUUAUGAGGAAGCGCAAAAGGAAGAAGCAGCAGCUCUUGUCUUGAAUGAUAGGCAAAGAAUUUGGAUUGAUAUCAUGAAAAUGAUUAAAAAUGCUUCUCCAGAUAUCAAGACAACCUAUGUUCCUAGAAAUAAAUUUAGAAAAUUUCUUCAUUCCAUUGUUAUCUCAGAAGUGUUUGAAGUUGGUGUCAUGACUUGAAUUGUGCUCAACAUGGUCCAAAUGGCUAUAAGCUUUGAAGACUCCCCAGAUUCAUAUAAUAAAGCUCUAUACAUAAUCAACCUUCUGUUCACUGCCUUAUUUACCUUGGAAGCUAUUCUGAAACUAGUCGCUUACGGAGCUGUUUAUUUUUCUUCAAGCUGGAAUAAAUUUGACUUCUUUGUAGUACUAUCAAGUCUCUUAGAAAUCUUACUAUCAUAUCUAUCCUCCGGUUCUCUACAAAUUCUGACAGUAGGGCCUCAGUUAGCAAGAGUUCUCAGAAUUCUAAGAGUUUCAAGACUUCUCAGGUUGAUAAACAGGUAUAAAGGAUUGCAGACACUUAUACAAACAAUAACGUUCUCGAUUUCAAGCUUGUUCAAUGUUUUCGCUCUGCUAUUACUAGUCUUCUUCAUCUAUGCCAUCUUGGGUGUGUUCAUCUUCAGUGAUAUUACAGAAGGAGAGAUAAUCAGUGAGUAUAAAAACUUCAAGAACUUCCAUCAAGCUAUGCUUAUCCUCCUCAUGAUCCUGACUGGAGAAGACUGGAACAAAAUUAUGUAUGAUCUUUCACGAACUAAGCCUGAUUGAAUUCCUGAAAAGACAUGUGGGACUCCUAUAGCUCCACUGUACUUCAUCUCGUUCAUUAUGAUCUGCAUGCUUGUGUUGCUAAAUCUGUUCAUUUUAGUGAUUCUUCAGCAAUUUGAUGAGUACUAUCUUCCUAAAGACAACGUGAUUGAUAAAUUUAAAAAGGACUUGGACACUUUUAAACUCAACUGGACCAAAUUUUCACGAGAUGAUUUUGGUAUCAAAAUUAAAGAUCACUUCUUGGUAGAGUUCUUCUAUUCCAUGCCUUUCCCGUUAGGCUUCAAAGGGAUGAGAAACAUGACCCGAAAGACAGCGGUCAUCGAGAUACUUAAAAUGGAUUUGAUAAGUGACAAUAAUGGCUUUAUAUACUUUAAUGAGCUUCUUUUUAAAACUAUGAAGAGAGUCUAUGGCGAAGAGAACGUCAAGAAUAUUUCCCUAGCCCAACAGGAGCUCUCAGUUCUGAAGAAGUUGAAGAAUAUUAGGAAGAAGAUGAUGAAGACAUCAAGGAAUAAAGAUAUAGAUUCUAUCAAAGUUAAUCCUUUCUUGUCUCUAAUGUAUUUCAAACUCUCAUUUUCUGCUUGGAGAAAGCGUACACUGCGAAAUCAAAUUUUGAGAGAGCGUGGGCAAGACCCUAGAUUUCACCGGCUGACAUCUGAAGAUAGUAUACUAUCCUCUCUUUCAAGAUCAGAAGAAACAUUCAAAAUAGAGUAUCUCUCAUCCUCAGAUUCAAACGAAGAGAUUAAAGAAGUCGCAAAGGAGGAGUCCAAGCAAGACCCUUGAGAAUUUGACGAAGAAGAACAAUAAUCCUGAAAAUUCUUACUAUACUGCAACUUUGCUCCAAUACUUAAAUUUGAUAUUUAGAU
Messenger RNA from Moneuplotes crassus, 7991 nucleotides. NCBI's taxonomy places the organism in Eukaryota, Ciliophora, Spirotrichea, Euplotida, Euplotidae. The record is from the annotation of a GenBank genome assembly.